AUGGCUACCACGGCAUCAGCUGCUCGCGAUAUCCCCCAGGCCUCCUUGAACCGAGACAACUUAGCUGUUGUAGCGGAUCGGAGCGAACCUGCGACUGUGGCACGAACACUCGACCUCCCGACUCCUCCCAACUCCAUCUCGCCAGCCCUCGCGGCCCACGGCCUCAAGGCCCAGCUGCAGAAGGCCACGCUCGAGCCCAUCGACUCCGACCUCGACCUCCACGAGUCGGCUGAUGGGAGAUCCGUGUCGCCGCCCCUCGAGGCCUCGGGCGCCAUCACGUGCGCCCUGCUCGCCAAGUACCACUUGCCUGACAUCCUGCUGAACCAUGGCCCGCUGGCCAUCAGGCACGUCAUGGGCUAUCUGACGACAUCUGUCCCUGGCUUCUCGGGCAUCCCACCUGCCAAAGCGCGCAGGCUGGUCGUUGGCGCAUUGGAGGGCCGAGGCGGCGAAGGAGGAGGACCGCAAGGAGACAUACACUUUGAAAAGGUAGGAUGGGGGCGAUGGGACGCCUGUCGCAGAACCUCUGGCCCCAGGUCUCGCAAGACCUCCCCCAGCAGGCUAUCACCCCAUUCUGCCGGCAUCCCCAUUGGAGGCGCGUCGCGUCACGAGAGACUCAAGGUCCGAUCCUCGGGACAGGAGUCUAUGCGUUUCUCGUACGACGACAGCGCCGUCUCGGUGAUGGAGAACGAGGCCGAUAAUAUGUCGCUCGAUGGCUCUGGAGCAGCCUCCUGCUCGGAAGCCCCCGAUGACGACAUGAUCUUGGGCGACAAUCCGGACGAUGCCACGGAUGAUGAGGACUGGGCUGCCGUCGGAGCAGCUGCCCUUCGCGCUGAGUCCUACCGUGCUAGCUUCUCUAGCCGCGGCCCAUUCAGCCCUCAAUUUGGCGCGCGAUCAUGCUCAUAUGGCAUGAUCCGCUCGCCGCAGACACCGAUCGAGUUGCUGUCCCUCAAUGGACCUUCUGACGCGCAGGAGCGUGAGGCUAUUGAGGGUCUUUUGCGACUUGGUUCUGUAUAA
Molecule: messenger RNA, 1014 nt
Organism: Emericellopsis atlantica
Lineage: Eukaryota; Fungi; Ascomycota; Sordariomycetes; Hypocreales; Bionectriaceae
Product: putative Sin3 binding protein-domain-containing protein
Exons: 1
Coding region: 1-1014 (337 amino acids)
Biological process (GO): positive regulation of transcription from RNA polymerase II promoter by glucose
Cellular component (GO): nucleus
Molecular function (GO): sequence-specific DNA binding
Source: RefSeq, a predicted model, not a curated record